CACCUGCAUGGCCACUUUGCCCAGCUCCGAUAGGAGGGCUUUUGCUCUGAAAAUUAACAGGAAUUCUUCAGCAGAUAUAAGAAGGCAAUUUGUGAACCAACCAAACCUUGGACAGUUCCCUCAGCGAAGUAUCAGUAGCCCUGGUUUCUCUUCUGUUCAUCUACCUCAGUUCUAUGAUGCAGUAGAGCCCGUGGAUUUUGAAGGUUUCCUAAUGAUGCAGCUGAAUAGCUUAGAUUCGGAUCUCCUUCAAGAACUGGGUGAUUUUCCUGAAGAUGAUUUGGAGGUGGUCUUUACUCCAAAGGAGCACAGGACCUUGCAGCCAUCAUUACCAGAAGAAGGAGCUCAGUUGGAUCCACAUGUUCGGGACUGUGUGCAGACCUAUAUUCGUGACUGGCUGAUCGUGAAUCGGAAAAACCAAGGGAAUAAUGAGACAUACACCUUAACGAAAAGAGGAUCCAGAAGAGAUUUCCACAAGACUCUUACAAAGCAAACAUUUGAAUCUGAAAUUUUGGAUUACAGUGAUUAUCAGCAGGCAGGUCCCAGGACUUUAAAGCUCCUCUGUGACGAAUCUAGUAGACCCACGCUGACCUCUGGAGACUUUGUCCUGCGCAGCUUGGAACCUGACCGUCGUCUAACAAAUCUGCUACAGCACGUGAAUGCAGAAGACUUCCGGAGACGAAAUGAGGAGGCACGACGGGCCAACAGGCCUACAGAAUUGUUUGCUCUGUAUCCCAGUAUAGAUGAGGAGGAUGCUGUGGAAAUACGACCGUUGCCUGAAUGCCCCAAUGAAUAUCUGGGCAAUAAGAUUCUGGUAAAAGUACAGACACUAAAAUUUGAGAUAGAAAUUGAGCCAUUAUUUGCAAGCUUAGCCCUCUACGAUAUAAAAGAAAGGAAAAAGAUCUCGGAAAAUUUUCAUUGUGAUUUGAACGCUGAACAGUUCAAAGGGUUUUUACGAUCACAUACGCCGCAUAUUGACCCUUCUAGUCAGGCAAGGUCUGCAGUAUUUUCUGUAACGUAUCCCACUCCAGAUAUCUACCUUGUAUUGAAGAUUGAAAAAGUCCUUCAGCAAGGAGAAAUUGGAGAUUGUGCAGAACCCUACAUGGUUCUCAAAGAAAAUGAAAGUGGGAAGACCAAAGAAAAGGUUGAAAAAUUAAAAGUACAAGCAGAGUCCUUUUGCCAACGUUUGGGAAAGUACCGCAUGCCUUUUGCUUGGAUUCCAAUAAGCUUAGCAAAUUUCUUCAAUAUUUCAACACUUGAAAGAGAUAUUGCAGAGUUAGACGUUUUAAAUGGCAAAGGAUCCAGCGGAGAUAGAAAAAUGAUGGCAAUGCCAGCUAGGAGAUAUUCUGAAAGAAGCCUUGGCUUGGAGGAUGUUCCUGGUGUGCCAAAUUUCAAAACCAGCACUCUGACUUUCAACACAUUUUUUAAACAGGAAGGAGACAGACUUAGCGAUGAAGACUUAUUCAAGUUUCUAGCCGAUUGCAAGAGAACAUCUUCCUUGCAGAGAAGAGUGAAGUCUGUGCCAGGGUUUCUUAAAUUGGAGAUCUCCCCAGCUUCAGAAGGUCUCAGUUGUUGUCUCAACCCAGAAUUAUUACAGGUGAAGCCAUUCCCUGAAAACCGCAGCCGUCCUCAUAAAGAGAUUCUAGAGUUUCCAAUACGAGAAGUCUAUGUCCCACAUACUAUAUAUAGAAAUCUUCUCUAUGUGUAUCCACAACGGCUGAAUUUUGCAAACCGCCUUGCCUCAGGACGAAACAUUACCAUUAAGAUCCAGUUUAUGUGUGGAGAAGACCAUUCCUGUGCUAUGCCGGUCAUCUUUGGAAAAUCUACAGGUCCAGAAUUUGUUCAAGAAAUUUACACACCUGUUACAUAUCAUAACAAGUCUCCUGACUUCUAUGAAGAAGUGAAAAUUAAGCUCCCAGCCAAACUGACAGAAAAACACCACCUGCUGUUCACCUUUUACCACAUCAGUUGUCAGCCAAAACAAGGAUCAUGUGUAGAAACUCUCUUGGGAUAUUCAUGGCUGCCGAUUCUGUUAAAUGAUCGUCUCCAAACAGGCCAUUAUUGCCUCCCUGUUGCCUUGGAUAAACUGCCUUCCAACUAUUCAAUGUACUCAGCAGAGAAAGUUCCUCCACAAUCUCCUCCAAUUAAAUGGGUUGAAGGACACAAAGGGGUCUUUAAUGUUGAAGUGCAAGGAAUAUCAUCAGUUCACACGCAGGACAAUCACCUUGAGAAGUUCUUCACCCUGUGCCAUGCGCUAGAAAGCCAAGUCGCCUUCCCUAUUCGAGUGUUGAAUGAGAAGAUCACAGAAGGCACUCUUGAACAUGAGCUGAAACUUAGCAUUAUUUGCUUGAAUUCCUCCCGUCUUGAACCCCUAGUGUUGUUCUUACACUUGGUGUUGGAUAAGCUAUUUCAGCUGGCCGUCCAACCCAUGGUUAUAGCUGGCCAAACAGCCAACUUCUCCCAAUUUGCCUUUGAAUCUGUGGCCGCGAUAGUGAAUAGCCUCCACAACAGCAAAGACCUGAGCAAGGACCAGCAUGGGAGAAACUGUCUGCUAGCAUCUUAUGUCUACUAUGUGUUCCGUCUUCCCGAGGUUCAAAGAGACUUCAAACUAGGUACACCAGGAGGUGCUCAUCUGCCUGAAUCCCGUUAUUAUACCUAUGGCCGCACCACGGCUGUCUCCGUGGGCUCUCGCCUCUUGCAGAGCAGGGCAACAAGCUGCAGUAAUCCAGAUAUUGCUGGGGCACAAGCCGCUAGUGACGAAGAAGUCCGAUCCAUCAUGGCCUCCAGGGUUGCAGAUCGUAGCUACAACCGGAUGUCUUGCUAUAGUGAGCCCAGCAGUGAUACGUCAAGUCCCUGCACAAGCCCUCAGCUAUCAUCCAGUAAAAAGCAUUUCCAUGAAGAGUUAGCACUUCAGAUGGUGGUCAGCACUGGUAUGGUGAGAGAAUCGGUCUUCAAGUAUGCCUGGUUCUUCUUUGAACUGCUGGUCAAGAGCAUGGCUCAGCAUGUGGAUAACACGGAGAAGCAGGAUGCUCCCCGCAGAUCUCGGUUUUCCAAUCGCUUCAAGGAUGACAUCACCACGAUAGUCAAUGUGGUCACCUCUGAGAUUGCUGCGCUUUUAGUCAAACCACAGAAGGAAAGUGAACAAGCCGAAAAUAUCAACAUAAGCCUGGCUUUUUUCCUGUAUGAUCUUCUUUCUCUAAUGGAUCGUGGAUUUGUGUUUAACCUCAUCAAACACUACUGCAAUCAGUUGUCUAUUAAACUGAAUACUCUUCCAACGCUGAUUUCCAUGAGGCUGGAGUUCCUGCGAAUUCUCUGCAGUCAUGAACAUUACCUCAAUUUGAACCUCUUCUUUUUGACUUCAGGAUCUGCUCCAACAUCUCCCUCUCCUUCUCUGUCAUCCCAGAAUUCGAGCUCCUGCUCAAGUUUCCAGGAUCAAAAACUUGCCAGCAUGUUUGACCUUACAGCAGAUUACCGGCAGCAGCACUUCCUAACCGGGCUCCUCUUCACUGAAUUGGCAGCCGCCCUGGACACAGAGGCGGAAGGGAUAAGCAAAGUGCAGAGGAAAGCGGUCAGUGCUAUCCACAGCCUGUUAAGUUCGCAUGACUUGGACAAAUCCUGCUUGAAACCAGAAGUGAAAGUGAAAGUCGCUGCCCUUUACCUGCCUCUCGUUGGGAUAAUUUUGGAUGCAUUUCCACAGUUACAUGAUUUUACAGUUUCUGAUGGUCGCAAUGGGAAAAGCCGCACUGGAUCUCCAGAUGACGAACAGGAGGCUGCAAGCCAGAUUAACCAGAAUAUUGCUCUAGCCAUUGCUGGGAAUCAAUUUAAUCUCUUACGAUCCUCUUCCUCAUCUUUGUCCACAGUGACCUACAAGCAGUACAACAUUUUAAGCCCCGAGACUACACGUCACCUUUUGAUCUGUUUCCUAUGGAUCAUGAAGAAUGCUGAUCAGAAUCUUAUUCAGAAAUGGAUUGCUGAUCUGCCAUCUAUGCAACUGAACAGGAUUUUAGACCUUCUUUUCAUCUGUGUCUCAGGCUUUGAGUACAAGGGCAAACAAAGCUCAGACAAAGUCAGCACUCAAGCGCUCCAGAAGUCAAGAGAUGUAAAAGCCCGUCUAGAAGAGGCUUUACUAAGAGGAGAGGGAGCCAGGGGUGAAAUGAUGAGGCGUUGCAGGAUGCCUACAGGGAAUGAUAGGUUCCCAGGGUUGAAUGAGAACCUGCGAUGGAGGAAAGAGCAGACACACUGGCGGCAAGCAAACGAGAGGCUAGAUAAAACAAAAGCUGAGAUUGAUCAAGAAGCUCUGGUUAGUGGGAAUCUGGCUACAGAAGCUAAUCUGAUCAUUCUAGAUAUGCAGGAAAACAUCAUCCAGGCAACCUCAGCUGUGGACUGUAGAGAGAACAUUUUGGGAGGUGUGUUGAAGGUCCUAGUAAAUUCUCUGAACUGUGAUCAGAGCACAACCUACCUGACUCAUUGUUUUGCUACUCUCCGGGCACUCAUUGUCAAGUUUGGGGACUUGCUAUUUGAAGAGGAAGUGGAGCAGUGUGCUGACCUCUGCCAGAGAGUCCUGCAGCACUGCAGUAGCAGCAUUGAUGAAACUCGGAUUCAAGCCUGUGCCACCCUUUACCUCCUCAUGAGAUACAGCUUCAGCUCCAGCAGCAACUUUGCACGAGUGAAAAUGCAAGUGACAAUGUCACUGGCUUCCCUGGUUGGUAAAGCAUCAGAUUUUAAUGAGGAAUAUCUCAGAAAGUCUUUACGUACGAUUUUGGCGUAUGCAGAGGAAGACGUAGACAUGCAGCCGACUCUGUUCCCAGCACAGGUGGUAGAUCUACUGUGCAAUCUGAACAGCAUAUUGUCAGACACAGUGAAAAUGCGAGAGUUUCAGGAAGAUCCCGAAAUGCUUAUGGAUCUGAUGUACAGAAUUGCGAAAGGGUAUCAGACAUCCCCGGACUUGAGGCUUACCUGGCUGCAGAAUAUGGCAGAGAAGCAUGCCAAGAAGAAAUGCUACACGGAGGCUGCCAUGUGUCUAGUUCAUGCUGCGGCUCUAGUGGCGGAAUACCUGAGCAUGCUGGAGGAUCACAGUUACCUGCCCGUUGGCAGUGUCAGCUUUCAGAAUAUUUCCCCCAAUGUGCUAGAGGAGUCUGCCGUUUCAGAUGAUGUUCUAUCUCCAGAUGAAGAUGGAGUUUGCUCAGGAAGGUAUUUCUCAGAGAAUGGGUUGGUUGGUCUGCUGGAACAUGCUGCAGAGCUGUUUAACACAGGAGGACUGUGUGAAACUGUAAAUGAGGUCUACAAGGUGGUCAUCCCUAUCUUAGAAGCACAUCGAGAUUUCAGGAAGCUUUCUUCUAUACACAGUAAACUUCAGAAGGCCUUUGAGAGCAUAGUAAAUAAGGGUCAAAAGAGAAUGUUUGGCACUUAUUUCCGUGUUGGCUUCUAUGGAGCCAUAUUUGGAGAUUUAGAUGAACAGGAAUUUGUUUAUAAAGAGCCUGCCAUUACCAAACUUCCUGAGAUUUCUCACAGACUGGAGGGGUUUUAUGGCCAGUGCUUUGGGGAGGAUCGCGUUGUAGUGAUUAAAGACUCGACUCCAGUAGACAAGAGCAAACUAGAACCCAGUAAGGCCUACAUACAAAUAACCUUUGUGGAACCCUUCUUUGAUGACUAUGAGAUGAAAGACAGAAUGACCCACUUUGAGAAAAACUUCAACCUUCGAAGAUUUAUGUACACCACCCCUUUCACUCGGGACGGACGCCCACGAGGAGAACUGAGUGAGCAGUAUAAGAGGAAGACCAUUUUGACUACUAUGCAUGCUUUCCCCUACAUCAAAACUAGAAUCAAUGUCAUUCAAAAGGAGGAGUUUGUUUUGACGCCAAUUGAAGUAGCUAUUGAAGACAUGCAAAAGAAAACCCUGGAACUGGCUGUUGCCACCAGCCAGGUGCCGCCCGAUGCCAAAAUGCUCCAGAUGGUGCUUCAAGGUUCUGUGGGAGCCACUGUAAAUCAGGGACCACUAGAGGUAGCCCAAGUGUUCCUGGCUGAUAUUCCGGAAGAUCCAAAACUUUAUCGACAUCACAACAAGUUGAGGUUAUGCUUCAAAGAGUUCAUAAUGAGAUGCGGUGAAGCAGUGGAGAAAAACAAGCGUCUGAUUACAGCAGACCAAAGAGAAUAUCAGCAGGAACUGAAAAAGAAUUAUAACAGGUUGAAAGAGAACCUCAGACCAAUGAUUGAGAGGAAAAUCCCAGAGCUGUAUAAACCCAUUGUGAAAUUUGACAGUAUUUCAAGAGACUCUUUCCGUAGCUCUAGUUUUAGGAAGUAUGAAAAUCUGCCUUCCCAAAACACUUAAGAAGAGCGAUCUCAUGAGAAGGGGAUUGUGCAGGAGAUAAAACACAAGAUCAUAUGCAAACGGCUGUACCACUUUGGACAUUCCCGACAAAUCCUGAUGGCCACGUGAUGGCAAGAUUGCUAUGUGUACAAGGCUCAAGAAGGAAACAGAAGUUAUAACAAAUGUAUCCACUAGUGAGAACCAACAGUUGUUGCUGGAGAAGAGAUCUUUGAAAACUUGACUUGGAUAUUUGUGCACACAGAGGAAACAUCCCCAUAUUUUCUCCACGAUUCUAAAGGCCAGUUAAUGAUAUUACAUUAUCCACACAAUAUUCCCUCUUUGUUGUACAUGUAUGUUGUAUACCUCCUCUGUGGAUCUUAGAUCAUAGAAAUCCCAUGGAAAGUUUCCAAAUUAAUCCAAGCAUCAUUUUGCAUAAUCAUGUAUUUGCAUCAACGCUAUGCAAACUCAUUCUCCAAGCAACAGAUGUGAACAGUUACAAGACCUAGAAACGAACGACAAUAUCCAGCUAAAGUUAAACACAUUUAAAUCCGAUUGAUUUCAGUAGGAGAGUUAUGAAUAUGUGUAAUUCCAGCGUAUUUGAAGAGAACAAUCUUAUUACUUGAUGGGAUGCAUUGCAAUCUAGUAAGAGCUUUUCUCAUCGAACCUGGUGAAAUCAUGCUUAAACCAGUAGAGUCAACUUACAUAAGGAUGAAAAAGUAACAUGUAUUUCAGUCUCUUUGGAUAGACAGGGAUCUAAUCAAAAUGGAGGCCACACAGGUGAGACCAACAUUCAGAUUUAAACUAUUACUGCUUAAGUUCUAUUUGAAAACCACAGGGAUUCAUUCUAGUUGGAAUGUUUUAUUGUAACUAUUAUUACUAUUAUUUAAAAAGUAGCACUGUAUUUCUUUUAAUUUUUGAAAUAUGAGCUUACUUCUUGACAACUUAACUGAUAAUUUUUCUAUGAGUUUCCUGAUACUUGUAUCAUUCAUCCCAGUGUCUGUGAUAGGCAAUGGUAAGACUAUUACACUUGAUCUUAGCCAAAAGGCCGAGAAGUUUGCAACUUUGCAUACUUGUACAUAUAAUCUGUAUAUGUUACUGUGAAAUGUCAGAAUUUUGGAGGGUGGACAGGCCAAUGGAAAUUUCAGCAUUGAACUGUUCUUUUAUAUUAUUCUUAAAGGCCUAAAACGAGUCCAUGAUUUUUUAAUUUUUUAAAAAUAAAAUGCUGUAUUAAUAGAAAAAAAUACUUUAUUUCCAGUUAAAUAGCACUAUGUCUUUCUAUUUUGUCUUACAAACUCUAUGCCUGAAAAAGCAGGAAAUGAAAAUUAAAGUGCAACUGAUCAUAACUGUACAA
Molecule: messenger RNA, 7655 nt
Organism: Elgaria multicarinata webbii
Lineage: Eukaryota; Metazoa; Chordata; Lepidosauria; Squamata; Anguidae
Gene: DOCK8
Product: dedicator of cytokinesis 8
Exons: 48
Coding region: 8-6325 (2105 amino acids)
Biological process (GO): positive regulation of GTPase activity; small GTPase-mediated signal transduction; positive regulation of establishment of T cell polarity
Cellular component (GO): cell leading edge
Molecular function (GO): guanyl-nucleotide exchange factor activity
Source: RefSeq, a predicted model, not a curated record